AGUGUUUUGUGCGGACAGAGGAAUCGAAACAUUAGGACUUGAUCAGUGAGCUUUGCUCGAACGGAAACAUCCAUCCUCAAUCUCCAGCUCUGCCACCACCAGCACCACCGAAACAUCGCCCUCAGCCCCCCAGCGCCCACGAUGUCCCGCCGCCCCACCACCUUCCGCGUAGGCAACAUCCCCUCGUCCGCAACCCUCCCGGAGCUCAAGGAUGCGCUCGUGAACGCCAUGGCGGUUGAGGAGUGCGACGCCAUAACCAUCGAGGCAACGAUCGCACCCGCAACCACGCACGCGGACGACGACACCAACACCGCGCUCGUCACAUUCUCGCCGCAAGCGCCCAAGUUCCUGGGCCCAUUGUGCAAAGCCGAAGAUGUUCAGAUCGACACGCCCCUGGGAGAUCUGUCUUUCGAUAAGACGUUCUACGGGCUGACGCAGCUGUAUCCUACCACUCCCGAUAAGCGGAUCGAAGCUGAUAUCGUCGCGGUCACGGGGCUCGACGGCCACGCCUUCGGCUCGUGGCGCGGGAAGGGCGAGCUCGCGCGGAUGUGGCUGCGAGACUUCUUGGCGAAGGAUCUACCGACGUGUCGCACGAUGGCGUACGGGUACAACACGAAGCUGGGACACCAUUCGAUCCAUACGAUUGCCGACUACAAGAUCGAUCUGUUGGAGCAGAUCAAAAAUGCCCGGACUACCCCGGAGCAAAAACGACGGCCGCUGAUCUUUAUCGGACAUAGUUUUGGCGGUAUUGUGACUUUACAGGCGCUGGUCAAAUCCGAAGAAGCCCUGGAAUGGGAUGACGAUCCGGAGACGCACUCCAUCUACCAAGCCACCAAAGCCGUCAUGUUCUUCGGUACACCGCACCACGGCCUCCCGACUGACGACAUCCUCAGCAUGAUCGACGCCAAAAACAACGGCGAGCGCGCGGAGCUCGUCAAGUCCAUCGGUGUCGGCUCGCCGGUGCUCUCGGAGCACCUCACCAAGUUUGGGCAUUUUGCCGACAGGCUCAAGAUCUUCAAUUUCUACGAGCGGCAGAAGACAAGGGCCAUCGACAUAACGGAUGGCCGACCAGCGCGAACAGGCGACUACAUAAUCCCGGUGGACACAGACUCGGCGCUGCUGAACCUGCCCUACGUACAGGAGACCGCAAUCCCCGUCGACGGCGACCACAGCACGAUGGUAAAGUUCAACAGCCAGACCGACCGCACCUACAAGACGAUCCUGUCGCACCUGCGGACGCUGCUGAAGUCGCUUGCGGACGACGUGCCGCCCGUACCCUCGGCCACACAGACCUACACGCCCAUCCCGCCCGGCCCCAAGGCUACCAAAGACCUCAUCGACGCUGUCACCCGCUGGGACGCGGCAAACGUUCGCAUGAUGCUCGAGUCCGGCGUCUCGCCUAACGUGCGGGAUUUGAAGGGUGUCACCGUGCUGCAUCAUGCCGCGAGAACGGGCGAUGAGGAGAUUGUUACCAUGCUCGUGAAGAAGGGCGCGGAUACUAAUGUGAGGGACUUUAAGAUGAAGACGCCGGGGGAUUAUGCGCGUUCCGCUGGGCACGGGGGGCUGGCGGGGAGGCUGAUGGCGGGUAUGUUGUGAGGCGUGCGGAAUAGGGAUAGCGGCAGGAGUAAUUUACCUAGUGUAGGCAGUUACGGUAGCUAUUUAUCACGUCUUAUGUCGCUGAAGACUGUACGGAUCGGGUUUUGGAGAUGAAAUGUCACGC
Messenger RNA from Tricharina praecox, 1720 nucleotides. RefSeq lists its product as uncharacterized. Gene Ontology annotation, molecular function: protein binding. The coding region runs from base 142 to 1596 and encodes 484 amino acids. NCBI's taxonomy places the organism in Eukaryota, Fungi, Ascomycota, Pezizomycetes, Pezizales, Pyronemataceae. The transcript is spliced from 5 exons. The record is from RefSeq and is a predicted model, not a curated record.